Labrus mixtus (cuckoo wrasse) is the source of this 2486-nucleotide messenger RNA. RefSeq names its product family with sequence similarity 234 member B (gene fam234b). The record is from RefSeq and is a predicted model, not a curated record. Bases 29 to 2179 code for a protein of 716 amino acids. The transcript has 13 exons. NCBI's taxonomy places the organism in Eukaryota, Metazoa, Chordata, Actinopteri, Labriformes, Labridae.
UGUUAAAAGAGGAAAAACUCCAAGUCCCAUGAUACAGUUGGGCAGGCGAAGCUCCAACCUGCGUGUUCGCUGCUCAUCAUCCCCGCAGCCUCUCGGAUCCGUUAGAGGAGAAAUGGCUGCAGCUCUGUCCCGUGCCCUCAAACUGCCCGGGAAGAAGGGCUCCGAGCUCGGGGAGUACGACCCUCUCACCCAAGCAGACAGCGAGGACGAGAGCGAGGAGGACGACCUCGUUCUCAACUACCCCAGAAAUGGCCUCGGCAGGGACGGCUGCCUCGGCGCCGGCUCCUCGAAGCUGCGGGGCGGCAGAUCCGGACGAUUGGUGGGAGCCGAAGACGAGGCCCAGGAGGACGAGGACGACGAAGAGGAGGACGAAUGGAGGGAGCGUCUCCCCAGCAAGUCAAGGCAGGACGCAGACGACGGGAAAGGCGGGCAGUACUGGAGCCACAGGGACACGGGGAGGGACAGGGCCGGGGACGACAGAGGGGGGUGUGGAGGGGGUGCUGGACUCGGGGUUCUUAGUGCGGAAGACGAGGAAAAGAGGAUAAGGAUGAAGCACGCCGUCAGGAGCGCCUUCUUCCUGGUGCCUCUCGUCUGCGCCAUGCUGCUCGUGUUGCUGUGUGCGUUUCUGCUUCCCUGCAAGAAGGGCGAGCUGGAGAAGAAGCUGCAGUGGGAGAGAGCGAUGGGAGUCGCAGGAGGUGUAAACCCACCUGCGCUGGCACUGUGGGAUUCUGAUGGCGAUUCAUUGGAGGAUGUGUUUCUGGGCGUUACUGAAUGGACCAAUGACAGCCGGCCCACACAGGGGAACAAAAUCUACAGCUUGGUGGCGCUGUCUGCAGUCAGCGGUCAGGUGCUGUGGAGGAUAGUCACGCGUGAGACCGUGAAGUAUAUCCAGUGUGGGCUGCAGUUCAGCACCCAGCCGUCACCCGUAGUCAUCGUCAUCGGAAAAUCCAUCGUCAUGGCGAUCAACGGCACCACAGGGAAGAACUUGUGGACGGUGAUGCUGAAGAACAUCGUCUCUCAGGCCGUGUUGCUUCCAGACCUGCAGGGCGACUCGGUUCCAGACCUGCUGAUCGCCACCCUGCCUGCAGACGAGGCUUCAGAUCUCUCCCUGACUCUGAUCUCUGGGCUGACGGGGGCCAAGCUCGGACAUCCCGUCCCUUUCAACCUCACCGGACAAGGACGCCUCAUCGGCCCUUUAGUGCAUGAGACUCAACAAGGAGCAUAUUACAUCCUGUUUGGACUAGGUAACGUGGAGGCGAUCUCUGUGGGUGAUAUCUACAUUAAAGCCACCGGGAAGAUGCCCCUAACUCAGGCGCUCCGGAGGAGGGAUCCCAGCUGGGAGGUGCUUAAAAAGAGCAACACGUCCUCCUGCAUCAACAUUUACAGAGGAGCAGAGAGUGCAGAGUUCUUGCUCCCCCUUGUGGCCGGUUUUGGGAACAGCCACAACAGCCUGGACACGGUCUCUAAUAUGAACUCCAGUAAGAGUGACUGGGUCCUGGUCUACGGCUCCAGCAAACUGUCCGUGCUCCGCCAGAGGGACAAACACAAAGAGUGGACCUUCAACUCGUCUCAGCUCCACUGCCAACCAGUCCCAGGACACUUCAACGAUGACAGAGUGCUCGAUCUUUUCAUCCAGCAUGCAGCAAACGGCACCAUGCAGGCGCAGGUCGUCGACGGAGCAAAAGGGAAACUCCUCUGGUCGGCUGAGUUUGUGUGUCCCGGUCUGAUGUUAGAAUCUUCAGCCAUCUUGACCUCAACUGGCCAAUCGGCUUUCCUCUUCUGGGCCAGCGAUCCAAUCAGAGCACAGAAGAACGUCACAAAGACGACAGUGUCACCAGGUGUCGCCGCAGCUCAGCCGCUCAUCAGAAAACUUUUCCUGCUUCACCCUGCGUAUCCCAGAAUCCUCCUGGAGCUCCACAGCACCACGGACACGGCGGUCACCUCUGCAGUGAGUUACCACGGAAACCAGAAAGACGCUUUCUACAUCACCGUGUCCUCUCGGCCAACGCCCGGCUCAGAGCCCGGCGCUCAGAUCGUCAAGAGUUUGGGCCUCAGAGCCGCCGUCGCCAAAGGACAAAUCGUCAGGUUAGGAGAGAGCGGCAAGCCGGGAGACGCCGUCAAACCCGGAGCGUACGAGGUCAACAAGUUCUUCAGGCGUCUGACCUUCAGACAGCAGUGAUGAGCCAGCACUGCCACCACGGUACGACUGGAAGGACCCGAGUGGGAUAGAAGCGGACUGAAGUGGGAGAUUUCUCUGCACUAAGGACACUCAGGGUCGGAUUCACUAAGACUGGAUUGCGGCCGCUCAUAUCUUUAUUAUUUGUUCAUCAUGUUCUCCCUCUAUCGGCUCCGUCUCGAGGUCCGAUUCACUAAGCUUAGACCUCUGAUGAUAAAAGUGUUGCUUUUGUUUAGUCUGAAUGUGAAGAGAAACUAUCUGCACCUUUCUUCUGAUGGAGCUGCUCUCUGAUGGAGCUGCUCUCACUCAC